CGUCAGCAGCAGCAGCAGCAGCAGUCGUCGUCAGUGAGCGGCCGCCACAGACGAGGCUGCGAUGGCGUCUCUUCUGCAGCCGGAGAAAGUUGUCUAUCUGGUCCGCGGAGAGAAGAGGAUCAGAGCGCCUUUAUCUCAACUUUAUUUCUGUCGCUACUGCAGUGAGCUGCGCUCUCUGGAAUGUGUGUCUCACGAGGUGGACUCCCACUACUGCCCCAGCUGUCUGGAGAACAUGCCGUCUGCAGAGGCCAAGCUCAAAAAGAACAGGUGUGCAAACUGUUUCGACUGCCCCUGCUGCAUGCACACGCUGUCCACCCGCGCCACCAACAUCCCAGCUCCUUUGCCCGAUGAUCCUACCAAGACGGCCAUGAAGAAGGCCUACUAUUUGGCCUGUGGUUUCUGUCGCUGGACCUCCAGGGAUGUAGGGAUGGCUGACAAAUCAGUGGCGAGCGGCGGAUGGCAGGAACCAGAAAACCCUCAUACUCAGCGGAUCAACAAGCUGAUUGAGUAUUACCAGCAGCUGGCUCACCGGGAGAAACAGGAGAGAGACAGGAAGAAGUUGGCCAGGAGACGACAGUGCAUGCCUCUGGCGUUCUCGCAACACACUAUUCAUGUGGUGGAAAAGUAUGGCCUUGGAACCAGACUGCAGAGGCAGAGGUCUGGAGCUCCCAUAUCGAGUCUGGCCGGGCUUUCCCUUAAAGAGGGUGAGGACCAGAAGGAGAUCACUAUCGAACCUGCUCAGGCCCUUGAUGAAGUGGAGCCCCUACCUGAAGAUUGUUAUACCAGGCCCAUCAAUUUACCAGAGGUGACCACGCUGCGCCAGCGGCUUCUGCAGCCCGACUUCCAGCCCGCAGGGGCAUCUCAGCUCCACCCCAGACACAAACACCUCCUGAUGAAGCGCUCACUGCGCUGCAGGAAAUGUGAGCACAAUCUGAGCAAGCCAGAGUUUAAUCCCACUUCAAUCAAGUUUAAAAUUCAGCUGGUGGCUGUGAGUUACAUCCCUGAAGUGAGAAUUAUGUCCAUUCCAAAUCUCCGGUUCAUGAAGGAGAGCCAAGUGCUGCUGACUCUGACCAACCCAGUGGAGAACGUCACCCACGUCUCACUGACCGCCUGUGAGGAGGAAGAUCCCGACGACAUCAACAGUAGUGCCAAGGCUUUAGUUCCCGGCAAGGAACUGGUGUUGGCAGGAAAGGAUGCCGCUGCGGAGUACGAUGAACUGGCCGAACCUCAGGACUUCCAGGAUGACCCAGACGUGGUUGCUUUCAGGAAAUCCAACAAGAUUGGUUUCUUCAUCAAAGUCAUCCCUCAGAAGGAAGACGACGAGGAUGUCACCGUUUCACUCAAGAUCAGACAUGACUUCCGCAACCUGGCAGCUCCCAUCAGGCCCAGCGAGGAGGGAGGCGACAACACGGCUGAUGCCAUUUGGCUGACGCACCACGUGGAGCUGAGGCUGGGACCCCUCGCUCCCUGAACAUGAAUACUCCAUUUACUCUCACGCAGUCCCAGAGUCCUAGUGUUGGUUUCUUUGAACUACUUUCUUUAAACUGUGUGAUUUCAUUAAUUUAAAAGAAUUUCUGAUUCUGCUUAUUGGUGUGCAACAACAAAUCUCCUUGCCGUACAACCCUUUCAGAGUAUUUUUGUUUUAGCUUAAGCUGCAUCGUCAGAUACAUUGAGGAACAUGCUACGAUUGAAUGACGGCUCCCUGUGCUACGACAGUGGCUGACGGCAGAGCAACAGAUACACGCAACGAGUUAAAACUUGGCUUUAUAUGUUUUAUUGUUUUUUUUCACUGUUACUAAUUGCAGAAAAAAUUAUAUAUCAGCAAAAAGCAGAUUUAGUGUGGUUACUACUAUAUACAGUUGAUGUUAUUUAUUAGAGAUGUUAAGUUGUUUUAGUUUAAAAAUGCCACAUUUCCUGUUGCCUGAAUUUGAAAAUGGAUUUAUCACUACAGCUGCUUUCAAUCAUGCACUGAAGUCCGGACAUUUUCCUGAAGGGGCUGCAUGUGAGAACGCAAAUGCUGCCCCAGACAUUCUCUGUAACUUUUCCUGCCAGCACACUUGUAAAAUGUCUGGAAAAUGUCCAAGUGAGCCCAUGUGAAAAUACAGAAGGAAAAUCUCCGGAAGAUUCACAUGAGCUAGUGAGCGCUCGACCCAGGCGACACCCCUCGCCUGAAUGUUGUGAGCGCGUCUGACCAGGACAAGCUCCUGCUCCGUUCUUCAUAUGUGAACGGCAAACUGCCGGAAAAGUCCAGACCCAGUUUUCUGGACAAUUUUCCGUAGUUCAUGUCUGAAAACGGCUUAUGUUACAUUCAGUGUUUUCUUAAUGACAGAACAACUGCAAGGUCCCAGCAUCUUUCUCCACACUCUAAGUUCGUUAAAUUUAUUUACAGUUUAUGUAGAAAGGUCAGAGCGGGUCAACAUUAAUAUCAUGAGAUUAUAGAAAUGGUAGAUACUAAAUGAAGUCCAUGAGCAGAAUCAGAAACGGUAACUGAGAACGAUCAGAACGAUUUCCGAACUGCAGCGCGCACGCACACACCGCUUCUCGCUUGUAUCUCUGUCAAUAUGCUUUUCUGCAGGCAAUAGCAUUGUAUGAACUCGCAUGUUUCAACUAUAGUAAAUAUCACAUGUUAAACAACGUCAUCACAGUUGAUCCUGUAUUGUUUUCUCCUCUGGGACUGAAGGUGACCCCUGCCCAUGAUGUUUCUGUUGUCUGAAGUCGCCACAGUAACCGUAACUGGCACUGAAGAGAUAAUGUGUAGGAAGCUCUGUAAAUUACAGUAAGUGUUAUCAUUUCAAGGUGUUGAAACACUAUAUGGUUUUUCCUGAUUUGAAAGCCAAUCUUUUUGUUUUGUAGACAUCGCUGACCUCCCUGUCGGUGUGUAUCGUAAGUUGCUGUCACUUUUGGUCUCUGGUGUGUAAACUUAGUAAAAACCGAGCCUUACAACGCAGUUAAUCUUCUGUAACGGCUAAUAAAAUAUUGUGAUAAUGCAACAGAA
This is a messenger RNA of Scophthalmus maximus (turbot), 2995 nucleotides long. It is a transcript of the gene dctn4, whose product is annotated as dynactin 4. Lineage: Eukaryota; Metazoa; Chordata; Actinopteri; Pleuronectiformes; Scophthalmidae. The coding region runs from base 62 to 1471 and encodes 469 amino acids. The record is from RefSeq and is a predicted model, not a curated record. The transcript has 14 exons. Gene Ontology annotation, cellular component: dynactin complex.